GCACACUUUUGCACUCAGCUCCUGGAUCUGACGAGAUGGCGAGCGUUUUGCGGGCUCCGUUGCGAUGGCUGGACUGAUUGCACACCUCAUUGGGCGCAUCUCUUGUUUAGAAACCCAGAUGUACUGCUCCGCGCCGUGACAGGAGCUUCACAUCUGAAGCACGUAGAGUGUGUGAUGAAGGACAAUGUGGCGGUUGUCAGACUCAACUCUCCUGACAACAAGGUCAAUGUGUUGUCAGAGGAAGUCAGUAAAGAAGUUACUGAGGUGAUGGAUGGAGUCCUCGGUAACAGAGCAGCACAGGCUGUGGUAGUCAUAUCAACCAAGCCAGGCUGUUUCAUCGCUGGAGCCGAUGUCAAGUAAAUCUCUGUUGAUUUUUUGCACUUUCAUCUCUACAUAAUAUUUUCUUUCUGUAACUUUCAGCUGGCUUGAUAAGGCUGGGUCAAUUAAAGAGUUGAAGGAGAUCUCCCGAGGAGGUCAGGCUAUGAUCCAGAGACUGGAGGACAGUGGGAAGCCUGUGGUGGCUGCCAUCCAUGGCUCCUGCCUCGGAGGAGGAAUGGAGGUGGCUCUCGGCUGUCACUACAGAAUAGCCACCAGACACCCCAAGACUGUUCUGGGAGUGCCCGAGGUGAUGCUGGGACUUCUGCCUGGAGCUGGCGGGACUCAGAGGCUCCCCAAACUGAUUGGACUGCCAGAUGCUCUGGACCUGUGUCUGACAGGGAAGAACGUCAGGGCUGACAAAGCCAAGAAGCUUGGCCUUGUUGACAUGCUAGUGGACCCUCUAGGGCCAGGUUUAAAGUCACCAGAGGAGGGGAACAUUGAAUACCUGGAGGAUGUCGCAGUGGGUGUGGCCAGGAACCUGGCGUCAGGAGCCCUCUCCCUCCCGACCAGAGAGAGGAAGUGGACCAACAUGAAGGGGCUGCAGUUCAACCUCACCACCCACCAGCGCCACGUCAGGAACUAUGUGUUUGGGCAGGCCAGGAAGAAGGUCAUGAAGAUGACCAACGGUCUCUACCCUUCCCCUCUCAAGAUCAUGGAGGUGAUUCGUGCUGGUCUGGAGAAAGGACCAGUGGAAGGCUAUGAAGCUGAGUCUCAGGGGUUUGCUGAACUGGGGAUGAGCAGUGAGUCAAAGGCACUCAGAUCCAUCUUCUUUGGACAGAAUGAGUGCAAGAAAAACAGGUUUGGUAAACCUGCCAAACCGGCUGAGACCCUGGCCGUACUGGGAGGUGGCCUCAUGGGUGCCGGCAUUGUACAGGUGAGUCUGCAGAAGGGAUAUCGGGUGGUGUUGAAGGACAUGGAUGAGAUUGCUCUGAACAGAGGCUACCAGAGAGUCUAUGAAGGUCUAAAUGGUCGUGUCAAGAAGAGGGCGAUGACAAAUUUUGAACGAGACCACACCCUCUCAUUACUCUCUCCCCAGCUGGACCACAAGGGGUUUGAGAAGGCUGACAUGGUGAUUGAAGCCGUUUUUGAGGACAUUGACUUGAAACACAAGGUGUUGAGAGCCACAGAGGCAGCGACUGCUGAUCACUGUGUGUUUGCCUCCAACACUUCGGCUCUGCCCAUUGCCAAGAUAGCUGCUGUCAGCAAGAGACCAGAGAAGGUGGUAGGGAUGCACUAUUUCUCACCAGUGGAUAAGAUGCCACUCCUGGAGAUCAUCACCACCGACAAGACCUCAAAAGAAACUGCUGCCCUAGCAGUAGACGUAGGUCUGAAGCAGGGUAAGACGGUGAUAGUGGUGAAGGACAGUCCUGGAUUCUACACCACUAGAAUCCUGGCUCCCAUGUUGGCAGAGUGUGUCCGUCUUCUGCAGGAGGGACUCAGUCCUCAAAAUCUGGACAAGUUCAGUAAGGCUUUUGGGUUCCCGGUAGGCAUGGCGACCCUGGCUGACGAGGUGGGAAUCGACGUGGCCUACCACGUGGCGCAGUUCCUCCUCAAUGAGUUUGGAGUCAGGUUAGUCAAUGUAUAUAUGUAUAUACACAGUUGGGAGGGCGCUUACCAGUUUAUGCAUUUGAUGUACUGUACAUUUGGAGUUAGUGAGUGUUUAACUUGGUAGCGGGGAGGUUCAUUCAACUGUAUUGCGUUACGGCUUUCAUGUUGUACAGUAUGUAUAAUUAGCCAAAGAGCGAAGUACACUUGUACUUGUCCAGUGUAGUGUGUGACAUUAUGAAUGUAUUUAUAUACAUAUAUGCGAACAUC
Messenger RNA from Geodia barretti, 2193 nucleotides. The record is from the annotation of a GenBank genome assembly. NCBI's taxonomy places the organism in Eukaryota, Metazoa, Porifera, Demospongiae, Tetractinellida, Geodiidae.